This is a messenger RNA of Chaetomium strumarium, 2207 nucleotides long. Its product is annotated as XPG domain containing-domain-containing protein. NCBI's taxonomy places the organism in Eukaryota, Fungi, Ascomycota, Sordariomycetes, Sordariales, Chaetomiaceae. The record is from RefSeq and is a predicted model, not a curated record. The coding region runs from base 123 to 1913 and encodes 596 amino acids. The transcript has 2 exons.
CUUCCUUCCAGGUUCUUCAACUCACCUGCUAGGCGAUCCCAACGCCGGACGCGAUCCGACCUUAAGUUUUCUUCCAGGUUCAUUUAUUACGCAAGUUUUGAAGUGUUUCAUUCCCGGGCCCCAUGGGCAUCCCUCAGUUCAAACGACAUCUGGAGCCCUACGCCGAGAGGGCUUUGAUCGAACCGUGCAAUGUAGUUCUGGACGGGCCAGCGUUAGCUUACCAUAUUCUCAACCUCUGUUCCAGGACGAGACGCAAGGGCAGCCCCCUGGAGCAACCGUCGUACCAGCUUCUGGGCAAAACGGCCGUGGCAUGGCUACACCGAAUCCAGGCAUGCGGACUUUCAGUCUCGGCCAUCUAUUUCGAUGGUUAUCUGCCCAACUCAAAGCGAAAUGAACGGAUUCAACGACUCCUCAAAUCCUCACGGGAUCUGAUCCGGUAUCACUCGACGUUUCUGACAGGAGUGCCGAAGGGUCGUGCGGACGGCGGUGGCGAUGCGGAUGCCGACUUGUUUCCGAGUGCAUGGCCCGGAGAACACAAAGCAAAACCGCCGCCGCCGCCUUUCCUCGUUCCUGCCAUCAUUGACGCCUUGAGGGAGUCGUCGGAGUUCAGUUCCUGCGUCAGGUUGGUGCCCGGGGAAGCCGACGGGUUCUGCGCGGAGCAUGUCCGCCGGCACGGCGGAACCGUAUUGACGUCUGACUCCGAUCUACUGGUUCACGAUCUCGGCGAGACUGGCGGCGUUAUUUUCUUCCCAGACAUCGACGCCGGUGUGGAGAUGGAGACACUCGUAGCCCCCCAAUACCGACCUGCUGAUCUCUGCCGACGACUUUCUCUUCGACCAGAAACUGGACUCCAGUACCUUGCAUUUGAGGUCAGCAGGGAUCCUCAUCUGACCUUGGAGCAAGCCAUCGAAAAGUCCAAGAGGAGGGAGGCAAUCCCAGCCUCCGGGGAGGAAUACUCCAACUUCAUGGAGCAGUAUCACUCCCCAGGCGUGGCAUCCCAGUUCCAGACGGACGAAGUUCCGACUCUCGACCCGCGGUUAUCCGAGCUUUUCCUCCGAGCUUUCCGGGGAUCCAAAAAAGCUGUCGCUCCAGUGUCAGAGCCAGGGCCCGGCAACGGAUUGGACAUCUAUCUGCCCUUCCUGCUUGACUGCCCAAACCGGGCAAGUGCUUGGGAAGCAAGCAAACCCGUGAGACAGCUUUCAUAUGCAAUUUUGCAGUCCUUUUGCGGCAACAGCAUACCAUCGGUAACAGAGACGAGGAGGUUACAGUCCGUGUCUUCGGGUUCGCGGGUCGAGGUUCCAAAACCUACCGAGGCGAAGGAGCUGGGCACUUUCCUGCUUACACUCUGUACCGAAAUCGAGGACGGCAUCAGCGACUCUGAGUCCAUUUGGGUAGUCUUGUCCGUUUAUCAGGAUAUCGUUAUGACUCUCGAUCGCGGUAGAGGCAAUCCCCUUAGCCUCGCAUUGCUAGAGCAAGAAGCUAGAGGGGGGCUGGACCAGUGUUCGUGGGACUUCCUUCACCUCGUCGCGCAGGCUCAAGCAACCUACUACUCGCUGAGAAUGCUCCGCCAAAUCAUCGAGCUGUCGGCGCAGUAUACGGGGUCCCUGUGCACAACCAUGUCGGAGCUCGCGCGCUUCUUGUCCCGUCUUCCCUCCUUACCGGGCUUUCCUACAUGCAAGAACUUCUUAGAGAACCUGCAAAGGGCGAGGGAGGCAGGGCUCCUUUCUUGCUUGCGGAGUCUCUGUGUAGGCUAUGGAGAUAUAAUCCUGCAGAUACAGUCCAUCGAGCAACCACCGGAAAGCAAGAGGCCCAAGAAGAAAAGGAGAACCAUGCCGCCGUCGAGUCAGAAGACAGCCGAACCUCGGUCGAGCAACCCGUUCAAUCUCCUGGCGGCGAAAGGAGAGGAACUAUGAAAAGCCCACAAGGCCACUCACAUUGAAACCGGUAGCUUUGGACACGCUAAGCAAUUUAGCCUGCCUGCUACCUUCAUAUGAGCGCACAUCUCGCUCCCAUCUCUUGGAUCCUCUUGUAAGCGUUGGCCUGCGUACAAGUAUUUACCUACUAUGUAGAAGAGGUGUAGAGAGCCAAAAAGAAAUGAAGUAGAAUGCAUGAGAAAAUAAGAAAACAAAAGCCGGAAUGAGAAAAGCGACAGGUACCUAGAUGAUCUUGCCAUAGGUACCAACCUCGAUCUUGCUGUACAAAUCAAG